GCAACAGUCGGCGAUGGCGUGAACGCUCACUUACUGACUCGGCGUUUACGCUCAGCCCCUGUGUGGCUGAGAUUCCCUGCUGCAGUCGGGACGUCUCCGUCUUUUCUCUGCAUCGCCGGCCCCAAAGGAGACAACAUCUAUGAGUGGAGGUCGACCAUCUUGGGCCCUCCGGGCUCCGUGUACGAGGGAGGAGUCUUCUUCCUGGACAUCGCCUUCACACCCGACUACCCAUUCAAACCCCCCAAGGUAACGUUUCGCACGAGGAUCUAUCACUGCAACAUCAACAGUCAGGGAGUGAUCUGUCUGGACAUCCUGAAGGACAACUGGAGCCCCGCCCUCACCAUCUCCAAGGUGCUGCUGUCCAUCUGCUCCCUGCUCACAGACUGCAACCCAGCCGACCCCCUGGUGGGAAGCAUCGCCACACAGUACCUGACCAACAGAACGGAGCAUGACAGAAUAGCUAAACAAUGGACGAAGAGAUACGCUACAUAGAGCCGUCGCCGCUGCUGCUGCAGCAACUGCGGCGCCCCGUCCUCCCUCCUCAUCUCUGAACCUCUCUCUACCUCUCAUCCUUCGUACGUCAAAGCACACUCACUAAGUGCAACGGUGAACCUGCCCUCCUGUUACCGCCCUCCUCCUCUUCCUCCCCAUUUUAUCUACCUUUUCUGUGCAAAAAACGAGAAAAUUUUAAACAAAAAAAAUGUUCUUUGUUCCUUGUUGACUUGAAAGCUUCUUUUUUAUACAAAGAGUAGAUUGGGAUUUUUAUUUUCCAAUAUCUGAAUGUUGGAAGUAUUGUAUUGGAGAAAAAAACAAUAUCAUUAUUAUCACUUGCAUUGUCCUCUGACUAUACAGUAUGUAUUCUCAUUUUUCUUAGUGGCACCUGGAACAAAACUGCAGAGUAUGCUUUGAAUUUUAAUUUCUUUGCUCGUUUUUUGGAGAUUUUUUUUGUAAUUGUCAUCAGUGACGUUAACUGCAUGGAAGAAGUUUAGCCCCAGUCGAUUCUUCUUGCCUUUAACCUCUUCUGAUUUUGUUUGUACUGUAUGUAUUUUUUCAAAGGCUUUUGAGGCAGACCACUAAAGGUUUGGGUCUGCCUGUGAAAGAGGCAGGACUUGUAUAUUUACUGGCUACCCGCCACCUCUGCCAUGUGCAGAGUGGUUUGUCGUGCACUUGUAUAUCUGAAGCACCCAAUAAAACACUCCGUGGUUGGCUCGUGAGAAAAAA
Messenger RNA from Poecilia latipinna (sailfin molly), 1221 nucleotides. RefSeq names its product ubiquitin-conjugating enzyme E2 E1-like. The transcript has 4 exons. The record is from RefSeq and is a predicted model, not a curated record. NCBI's taxonomy places the organism in Eukaryota, Metazoa, Chordata, Actinopteri, Cyprinodontiformes, Poeciliidae. The annotation marks the transcript as partial.